Molecule: messenger RNA, 537 nt
Organism: Aspergillus melleus
Lineage: Eukaryota; Fungi; Ascomycota; Eurotiomycetes; Eurotiales; Aspergillaceae
Product: acireductone dioxygenase (Ni2+-requiring)
Exons: 3
Coding region: 1-537 (178 amino acids)
Molecular function (GO): acireductone dioxygenase [iron(II)-requiring] activity
Source: RefSeq, a predicted model, not a curated record
AUGAAGGCAUACUGGUACGAUAACAAGCCGGGCGACCAGCGCGAGCCCCACGACUCCGGCAACCCCGUCUCCGAAUCCUACCUCGCCUCCCUGGGCGUGAUCUACCGCCACUGCCCUACCAUUGACAUCGUCGACGCCCUGGCCGCGGAGCGCGGCUACAAGAACCGCGACGAGGUGACGGUCUCGCCCCAGACCAUGGGCGACGUAUACGAGGACAAGGUGAAGAUGUUCUUUGCUGAGCAUCUCCACGAGGACGAGGAGAUUCGGUACAUCCGUGACGGUGAGGGCUACUUCGAUGUCCGCGGCCAGGGCGAUGAGUGGGUGCGCAUCAGGCUGUCCAAGGAUGAUCUGAUUAUUCUGCCCGCCGGUAUCUACCAUCGUUUUACGACGGAUGAUAAGAAUUAUGUCAAGGCUAUGCGUCUCUUCCAGGAGGAGCCUAAAUGGACGCCGCUGAACCGAAGCGAUGAGGUUGAUGCCAACAAGCAUCGCAAGUCGUAUCUUGAGACGCUUCCUACUCCUGCUCUUGCUGCAAACUAA